This is a messenger RNA of Neltuma alba, 438 nucleotides long. RefSeq lists its product as uncharacterized. NCBI's taxonomy places the organism in Eukaryota, Viridiplantae, Streptophyta, Magnoliopsida, Fabales, Fabaceae. Bases 1 to 438 code for a protein of 145 amino acids. The record is from RefSeq and is a predicted model, not a curated record. The transcript has a single exon.
AUGUCCCCAUACCGGCUUGUUUAUGGGAAAGCAUGUCAUAUUCCGGUUGAACUGGAGCAUAAGACCUACUGGGCAGUGAAGAUGUGCAAUAUGGACCUAGAGGAAUCUGGUCUGGAAAGGAAGUUGCAGUUACAGGAACUAGAAGAGAUGCGGUUGGACGCUUAUGAGAGUUCCCUCAUAUAUAAAGAGAAAACCAAGCAGAUUCAUGACCAAAAGAUACUGCGAAAGCACUUUCAAGUUGGUGACCAAGUACUACUUUUCAAGGCCCGAUUUGCACUCAAACCAGGAAAGUUUAAAACCCGUUGGGAUGGGCCAUACAAAGUCACCAAAGUGCAUGACUUCGGGACGGUAGAGCUACUUGAUGAGGCUAGUGGAUCAGAAUUCAAAGUCAAUGGACACCUUCUCAAGCUCUACCACGAUAGUACAAAACCUCCAUGA